This is a messenger RNA of Peronospora matthiolae, 1839 nucleotides long. The record is from the annotation of a GenBank genome assembly. NCBI's taxonomy places the organism in Eukaryota, Oomycota, Peronosporomycetes, Peronosporales, Peronosporaceae.
AUGGACUCGAGCGACGAUGACAACGAAGACACCAGGUCUUCGAAGAGCAACAUCAAGAGACACACGCGCACUCAAUCACUUGAGAAAGCUACCGUCAUUCCAAGUCCCAAGCGAAGAACGUACAGAUGUCCGUCGCUUGAGCAUGUGUCAGCGGCUGCAAUGGAUUUUGAAGCAGCCUACAUCGUUGAUUCAGUGGGGGAAACGCCGACUACAUUCAAGUCGGCGAUGGAAUCAAGCGACUCCGGCAAGUGGAAAGAAGCGUGUGACUCGGAGUUCGACUCGCUUCAGAGAAACGACACGUGGGAAAUCGUGCCUCUUCCGAAAGGUCGCAAGGCCAUCGGGUGCCGAUGGGUUUUUCGUGUAAAGGAGAAUCAAGAUGGCGAAGUUGAACGUUUCAAGGCAAGACUUGUGGCCAAAGGAUUCUCACAGAAAUUCGGAGUUGACUAUGAAGAAACUUUCGCACCGGUGGCCAAGUUCACAUCGAUUCGUGUGGUGCUCAGUAUGGCGGCUAAGUACGGCCUAAUGCUACAUCAGAUGGACGUCAAGACAGCGUUUCUUAACGGCUCCCUCAACGAAGACAUCUACAUGGACCAGCCGGACGGAUACCUGGAUGCAACACAGCCGGACUAUGUGUGCAAGCUAAAGAGAUCACUCUACGGCUUGAAGCAAUCGCCUCGCAUGUGGAACCAAACAAUCGAUGGGUUCAUGAUCAAGAUGGGAUUCAAGAAGUGCGAAUCGGACCACUGCAUCUACAUCAAGCGAGACGACCAAGACAUGAUUCUCGUGGUGCUCUACGUCGAUGAUCUCAUCCUGGCCAGCAGCAACAACGAACUCCUCAAGUCGACCAAGAUGGCGCUGAGCAAACGCUUCGAAAUGACGGAUCUCGGUGAGCUCGAUUACUUUCUCGGCAUGGAGAUCAAGAACGACCGUAAGACGGGAAUGGUGACUGUGCAACAAACCAAGUUUCUCAAGUCCGUGUUAACCAAGUUCGGAAUGGAUAACAGCAAGCCAGUGAAGACGCCUCAAGAUCCCGGCCUGAAGCUAACCAAGAACAUGUGUGAACAAGAAUGCAAGCACGAAGACACCAUGUGCAACGUGCCAUAUCGAAGUGCUGUCGGAGGCAUCAUGUAUCUCAUGGUCGCCACACGUCCGGAUCUAGCUGCUGCACGUGUGCUGAAAUACCUGCAAGCAACGCCCAACCAUGGUCUUGAGUUUACACGUCAAGAAGGAAGCCGUAUCUGCGGGUACACCGACGCAGACUGGGCCGGCGACAUUGAGUCAAGACGAAGUACAAGCGGCUAUGUGUUCAUGAUGAGCGGAGGAUGCAUCAGCUGGAAAAGCCAGAAACAACGGACGGUCGCGCUAUCUUCAACAGAAGCAGAAUACAUGGCGCUUUCCGAAGCAACCAAAGAAGCAGUAUGGCUCAAAGUGCUUUUGGGGGAACUUGGUGAGAUGACAAGCGACGAAGCGAUCAAGAUGUAUGAAGACAACCAAGGAUCAAUCGCUCUCGCCAAGAACCCGGAGUUCCAUAAGAGAACAAAACACAUCGACAUACGCUACCAUUUUGUGCGUGAGAAGGUGGAAUCAGGUGAAGUCGUUUUGGAGUAUUGCCCGACUCAAGAUAUGCUGGCAGACAUGAUGACCAAGCCGAUCGCCGCUGUACAAUUUGAAAACAUUCGCGAUCGACUUGGGAUCCAAGGUGCCGCAGCUAACGAGUCGAGAGGGAGUGUUGAAAAGACAGCAGCUGUGAAGAAGACACCUCGUCAAGCUGCGUCAAGUGUUGAAGCAAGUGGAAGACCAAGCUUCGCUAUACCGGUGGGUACCGGUAUGUACCAGUAA